CAUGCGGUCGCCACGCCACACGUCGCACAUGCGAACUGUACAGUAUUUAGCCCUGUCGUCAAGGCCACCUCCGGCCAGCCGCCGCUGCCGCUGCUACGCCAUUUUUGGAUCCCCCGUCCUCACCCCCUGUCCGCCAGCAGCCGCAGACCUCGCGAUCUCAUCUCGCCGUCGCCUGGAUUGCCAGUUGCAGCGCCCGUUUGGCAGGAGCCUAGAAACACCUAUCUGGGCCCGAAGGAUCCCUCUGAAAUCUGAAUCCACGAUAGCGACAUGAAUUUUGUGUAAUUUUCCUCCAAUUGGGAAAGGGGCGUGCAGCUUCCUCUGUUUUCUUUCGUUUUCAGCCGUUCCUGCGCGUCUGCUCUUGUCCCAUUCAAUCGGCGUCGGCAUGCCCACCGGAGGAGACGCCGGGGGUGGUGGUGGUGGUGGUGGGGAGAAGGGAAGGAGGAAGAAGGUGGAGCUGCUGCAGGAGGCCAUUCAUGGGCUCCUGGAGGAGAAAAGGGGCAAGCAGCGACACCAAGGGGAAGAGGGCGCCAUGGAUCAUGAGGAGGAUCUCUUCCUCUCCUCGUUGCUCUCCAAGUUGGACUCGCUGGAAAACGAUGUCGAUCCGGACGGUGCCGAACCGAGCUCCAUCAAUCCUCACCCGGAGAGCGGCGAGGAGGCGGGGCCAGGCGACGUGGCGAAAGACCUGGGCAAGAUCAAGAGGCAGAACAUGAUCACCCACAUCCUGCUCGGCACGGUGAUGGUGAUGAUCGCCGCGUGGCAGUUCAACGAGGUGUCGUUCCUCCUCGCGGUGCAGAAGAAGCUGACCAACCCUUUCAAGUCCGUCGGGGACAUGGUCAAGAGCACCCUCAAGAUAGGGAAGAAGCCGAUGGCCGAGGCGAUCGAGGCGUCGCCUCUGCCCCCUGUCGGCGCCCCGGACGUUGCUCGGGCUGAUCUGCCGAUGCUGGCCAUCGGCGACGGCGAUAGCUAGAUCCGCAGGAUGAGGAGGGAUGACUCGUGCGGCAGAAAUGCCAUGUGUUCUUCCCUCCAGAUAUUGUUAUGUUGUUCGUCUUGUCUAGAGAUGAGAUUUGUAUGGCCAUGUGCCGGUGCAUGUGUUCUGGGCUGGUGCCGCAAGUAGGAGAAACUGAAUCUAAUUCGGCAUCUUAUGAUCUUUGCACCAUUUGUUACUGGAGUCGACCAUCAUCACCUGAAGAAUGCCUGGGACGGUUGAACCAUCUCUUAGAAACAGCCCUGUAUUUCAGACAAGGGUGAAGUGGAGGAAUGUGUUUGAUUGAUUUCCAUGUGUAGUUUCAGCAAACUCUUUGUACUACUACUGAAGCAAGCGUGUCUGUAGCUGAGCUGAUGUCUGCAGUUACACUUCAUUUCCCUCCAGAUAUUGUUAUGUUGUUCGUCUUGUCUAGAGAUGAGAUUUGUAUGGCCAUGUGCCGGUGCAUGUGUUCUGGGCUGGUGCCGCAAGUAGGAGAAACUGAAUCUAAUUCGGCAUCUUAUGAUCUUUGCACCAUUUGUUACUGGAGUCGACCAUCAUCACCUGAAGAAUGCCUGGGACGGUUGAACCAUCUCUUAGAAACAGCCCUGUAUUUCAGACAAGGGUGAAGUGGAGGAAUGUGUUUGAUUGAUUUCCAUGUGUAGUUUCAGCAAACUCUUUGUACUACUACUGAAGCAAGCGUGUCUGUAGCUGAGCUGAUGUCUGCAGUUACACUUCAUUUC
Messenger RNA from Triticum aestivum (bread wheat), 1704 nucleotides. RefSeq lists its product as uncharacterized. The record is from RefSeq and is a predicted model, not a curated record. Bases 383 to 967 code for a protein of 194 amino acids. The transcript is spliced from 2 exons. Lineage: Eukaryota; Viridiplantae; Streptophyta; Magnoliopsida; Poales; Poaceae.